CUGUUAAAUUUAAACGUUGAAACAUACCUGAGCUGUAAAAUUGUGAAAUACUAUUUUUUAUGAACAAUUAUAAUUACCAAUAGUAACAACGAUCCUUGAAAUUUUGAUUGAACUAUUAUUUCAGCAAAACAUAUACAACAGCGCUGCUGUAAUUGAAACAGCGAUGAAGGGACCCAGCACAGAAACAGAACAAGUGGAAGUAGCCAGUUUAUCACCAGACGACACAAGCCAGGAAGAGAUACCACCAUACCUGCGAGAGGACCCUCCAGAAGAUCUGGAGAAGGACCACCCCAAAGUGGAAGGGGGAGUGAUAUGGAGGGUGACAGGUGGCCUGUUAAACAUGACAAGAGGUGCCAUGGGUGCUACUCUGGGGGGCGUGGCCUGGGUGAGCAGUAAGAGCUUCGAGCUGACCAAGACAGCGGUGACGAGCGUACCAGCAGCAGGUGUAGGCCUAGUCAAAGGUAGUGUCUCUGUGGUGACCGGGGGACUUGAAGCAGUGGGAUCUGCAGUGGCCAACAAAGUCACACCAAAGAAAAAGGACAAAUCCGACUAGGCCCAUUGUUGCUUUAUGUUUGCUUUUACGUUUCUUUCAUCUCAACAAGUUUCUUUACUUACUUGUUGAGAUGAAAGAAAGUUACUUCUGCUCUGCAGGAACAAUGAUUAGCAAACGACUGUCUGGGUGGGUUGGAGAGAGAUGGACAUCAUCCAUAGGAAACACUGAAAAGGCAUCCAAGAUACCUUGAGUAAUAUCUACUAUGGAAUCUGAUAUAAAGUUACAUACAAUAAAUACUAUUUUCUCCCAGAUAAAUGUCAUCAGACUGACCUUCGGCACUGUAUCAAUUUGUAAUUCAAAGGCCUUUGGUAAGAUCCUGUAUGUUCUGUGUUGCUGUGUGAGUGGUUGUGGUAUCAGUAUGAGUGUUUCACAAACUGUCAUCUCCUGACGAUCUUGAGGACACAUGCGUGUAAUAUUACCAAUUAGUAUGGCAAGUACCUACUACAGCUGUAUAUAAUGGAAGGCAUAGAGAAGUAAAUAUAUAAUAUUGGAUAUCCUCUUUAUUUUGAAGUUUUGGUUCAGAUCAAAAUAUUGACUAUUGUCAUAAAUUCUAAUAAGAUAAAAAACUAAAGUAGUGUCUUGUCUUUCCUUCCACUCC
Molecule: messenger RNA, 1151 nt
Organism: Megalops cyprinoides (Indo-Pacific tarpon)
Lineage: Eukaryota; Metazoa; Chordata; Actinopteri; Elopiformes; Megalopidae
Product: transmembrane protein 263-B-like
Exons: 3
Coding region: 164-553 (129 amino acids)
Source: RefSeq, a predicted model, not a curated record